Messenger RNA from Aspergillus pseudoviridinutans, 1428 nucleotides. RefSeq lists its product as uncharacterized. Gene Ontology annotation, molecular function: oxidoreductase activity. Bases 1 to 1428 code for a protein of 475 amino acids. The record is from RefSeq and is a predicted model, not a curated record. Lineage: Eukaryota; Fungi; Ascomycota; Eurotiomycetes; Eurotiales; Aspergillaceae. The transcript has 2 exons.
AUGCUAUCCUUUGCAUCUCCUGUCCUCGGCCUGGCCGCAGCCGCGUCUCUGGCCACGGCUAGUCUGUUACCAAAUAUCCUUUUCAAAGAUGUCGUUGUUGUCGGUGGUGGUGCUUCUGGUGCCUACGCCGCGGUGCGACUUCGCGAUGACUUUGGUAAGAGUGUUGCUCUCAUUGAGAAGCAGAGCAUCCUUGGUGGGAUGGUCGACUCUUAUGUAGAUCCCAAGACCGGCGUCCCCUACGACUACGGGGUCAAGAUUUUCAUAGACGCUGGCAAUGCGACGGGCUUCUUUGAGCGGUUUGGCAUUGCGAUGGGCAACUCCACCAAUCCCACAGUCACGACGGAGUACAUUGACUUUCGAACCGGAAGUGUCGUCGACUUCCAGCUGCCAUCUGUGACGGACCAGUUUGCGGCCAUGGCCAAGUUCCUCGAGGUGGUGGAGCCGUGGGAACACCUUAUGCAGCCCGGCUACUACAACUUUCCCCUGCCAGAUGCGAUUCCCGAAGAUCUUCUUAUAUCGUUUGGUGAUUUUAUUACCAAGCAUGGAAUCGAAGAUGCUGUCCUUCUGAUCUAUGAGAGUACCGGCCUGGGACUCGGUAACAUGACGCAGGAAACCACCAUGUUUGUUCUACAAUCGUUCGGUGCCCCCAUGGCUCGAGCAAUGCUCGGCAAGCAAGGAAUGUUUGUCCCUGCGUCCGGUCGCAACCAGGACCUGUAUGAUGCCAUAGGCAAGCAUCUCGGGGAUGACGUCCUGUAUUCGAGCGCAGUCGUUCACAGCCGGCGUACCGAAUCUGGCGUCUUCCUCACAGUGAAGAACAGCAAAACAGGCCAGAUCACCCUGAUCACAGCCCGCAGGCUCCUUCUCGCCAUCGAGCCUACCAAAGACAACAUGGCGCCCUUCGACCUGGACGAUAAUGAGCGUACGAUCUUGUCCAAAUUUACUUACACUAACGAAUACACCGGUUUGGUGAACAAUUCUGCCUUUGCGACCAACUACUCCUACUUCAACCUCCCUGCCUCUGCCGCGCCCGACAACUAUCUUGCUCUGCCGGAUCCCUCGUUCACGGCUCGCAUCGACUACCUUGGCGGCGAUAACUUGUUCAGGGUGACGAUCAUCGGUGACGACACACUCGACCCUGCCGGCGCCAAACAACUGGUGCAAAAGGACUUUGAUACUCUCCGCAAAGCCGGUCGGUUAGACGCUAAGAAAGGGGAGCAGGUGAGCUGGGUCGACUUUUCUACACACGGUCCCAUGCAUGCCCGUGUGUCGGUUGCGGACUUGAAAGACGGGUUCUACCAGAAGCUGUACGCGCUGCAGGGAGGACGGUCGACCUGGUGGACCGGCGGUGCUUUCUCGGUCAACUUCCAGACCACGUUGUGGCAGUAUGACGAGCUUCUCUUUCCUGAGAUUCUUAAAGGGCUGAACUAG